AUCCUCCUAAUUCCGGCCCUGAAUGCAUCUGUAACAACAAAACACAAAAAACAAAAUAUUUAAAAGUACUUUUGCAGUUUUUACGUAAUAAAAUCAGAACUUGUACCUAAAAGUAUUAUUUCAACAUUAGUACUUUCACUGAAGUACUCUGCCAAACUCUUAAAGUGCCACCAUGACCUCUCCGCAGACAGAGGCACGCUGGGAAAUGUAGUUUAUUGAAACCGAACGAAGUCGGCGGAGAUUAACCACAUAACUACAUUUCCCACAAUUCCUAGCGCGUUUUCUUCCUCCUCUCCUUCCUUCCUGCAGCCUCGGCCCUUCUCAGCUGAAAAAGGAAGAUGAGAAGCCGCUGCUGCAGCCCCGAACAGAACCGACCCUGAACCGAACCGGACCUCCAGAGGAAUGUCGGCGGAGCGGCUGCUGUCGGAGCGCAGGCCGAGCCCAGCUGCCGAACCCCGGCCCUGAACGCGACGCGACCAGCCUGGAGCAGCGGGGCGGGUGGAGCUGCAGCCCCGCCGGGCCGGACCGAACCGAACCGAGCCGAGGAGAGUUCCUGCCACCCACCGUCCUGCCUGCCGGCGAUGCAGAGAAACCUGCGGGACUAAAGAGUUCGACCGCAUCCUGAAACCAGAACCGAACUGAAGCCCGCAUUCAGGUGGCGGCAUGGAGCGCUCCGGCAGCAUCCAGCUGGACAUCCCUGACUUCAGCAACUCCGUCCUGUCGCACCUGAACCAGCUGCGCGUCCAGGGCCGCCUCUGCGACAUCGUGGUCAACGUCCAGGGCCAGAGCUUCCGCGCGCACAAGGUGGUCCUCGCCGCCAGCUCGCCGUACUUCCGCGACCACAUGUCGCUGAGCCAGAUGAGCACCGUGUCGUUGACGGUCAUCCGCAACCCGUCCGUGUUCGAGCAACUGCUGACCUUCUGCUACACGGGCCGCCUCUGCCUGCAGCUGGCUGACAUCAUCAGCUACCUGACCGCCGCCAGCUUCCUGCAGAUGCAGCACAUCAUCGACCGCUGCACCCAGAUCCUGGAGGGCAUCCACCUGAAGAUCAGCCUGGCCGACGUGGACGAGGCGACACGCGACGACGACGAUGUGCCGCCACGGGCGGCCCGGCCCGUCAGGACCAUGGAGGCCAUGGUGCGCGGCGGCGGCCAUCACGGCGGGCUGAGGCUGCUGGGCGCCAGAGGUGGAGCGGAGGCGUGCGAGGUCAUCAGCCCGGCGGAGGAGCCACUCAGCCCGCCGCCGACUGUGGAGCACAGCGGUCUGGCGGGACCUGGCGCCACCAGCAGCAGAGCCAGCAAGGAGCCGAUUCUCCGCAUCAACCGGGCCGGCCAGUGGUACAUGGAGACGGGCAGCGAGCCGGAGAGGACCGACAGUGCCGAGGAGGGCGGCGGCGGCGGCGGCGGCGUGGACCGCAUCAGGAUCAAAACGGAGCGCAUGGAGGACUGGAUUGGAGCCGGAGGGAACCAGGAGGAGGCGGCGGUCGCAGAGGAGGGCGGAGCCACGGUGAUGAUCGACACGUCGGGCCGCAGCACGCUGAUGACGGCGCCGCUGGGCGGGCUAGGAACCCGCAGUGGACAGGCGUCCUCCAGCUUCAGCGAAACGGACCGGCUCAGUCCCACCGGCAGCGUGGUCGUCCUCACCGAGCGCCAGAGAGCGAAGAGCGAGUCUCCGAGUCGAGCCGACGAACUGCGGCAGCCGAGCUCUCAGGGCGAGGAGCACGCGGCGUUCGACAUGGGCGGCUACGAGGAUUACCUGAGGGAGCAGGUGGGCGACCGCUGGUUCCGCUACAACCCGCGGCUCACCUGCAUCUACUGCUGCAAGUCCUUCAACCAGAAGGGCAGCCUGGACCGCCACAUGCGGCUGCACAUGGGCAUCACGCCGUUCGUCUGCCGCAUCUGCGGGAAGAAGUACACCCGCAAGGACCAGCUGGAGUACCACAUCCGCAAGCACACCGGCAACAAGCCCUUCCACUGCCACGUCUGCGGGAAGAGCUUCCCCUUCCAGGCCAUCCUCAACCAACACUUCCGCAAGAACCACCCGGGCUGCGCGCCGCAGGAGGCCCACAGCGCCUCGCCCGAGACCACCACCGCCUCCGUCCCGUCCCGCGGCGGCGGCCCGAGCGACGAGGCCUCGCCCAGCCAGGAGGAACCCGAGGCCGGCGGCGGGAGCAACAGCGGCCAUUACGCAGACGGCCCUCAGACCUCGGUUUCCACCACGGGGCCCGACUGACCCGGGCGGAAACGAGGCGAACGCCGCGCCGGUCCCGUCUGAAGUCAACGCACACCUCAGAGUCCGAAAUGAGAUUCUUACCGCUUUAAACCGCAUCUACCUUCACUAACCAGACAGAACAGAUUAAGCUAAAGAUGAAGAAUCGCCACACACUCCUACAACCUCACACACACACACACACAACGCUCAGCGAAGCGCCGCCGUCAACUUUAUGUUGCAGGUUUCUACUUUUUGGAUUUCCGGGUUCACAACGCAGCAUCACAACUAGCGGUGCACCGAUUACCGUUUACAGCCGGUUUUGAUUUUUAUCUGAAUUUUGCUAAAUAUCGCCGAGUUAGCAACAGUGGGUCAAACCUCUCGCACAUCGGAGCAGAAGAGGACAGGUUGAUUUUUAGACCUUUUUUUGAGGAAAUCGGCCCGAUUUAUCGGUGCACCUCUAAUCCCGACCGUCCGGGGAAUCUGGGAGAGAAGGAGGGCUUUGCCAAGAUACUCAGUGCCAGUUUUACGGUUCAAAUUCUUUUUAUUUGCCUUGAGACAAUCCGGAGCAGUCAGGUUAAUAAUAAUAAUAAUAAUCAUUGCGCUCUAAGUGCCACAGCGAUGACGGUUUCGUUGGGUGAGUUACGUCUCGGCGCCACUGGAGUUUCUGACUUUGUCACAUUUCAUUUUUUACACUACAAAGAAAAAACUGCAGCUCUAACUUCUCUGUCCUCAGUUUCAAAACAUUUUUGCUCCGUUUGCAGUUUUAUCCAUUUAUUUUUGUUGCUUACAGGAAGGUGGCUUCAAAUAUCUCAGUUUAAAUUAUUUUGACUUUCAGAUUUACUGUUUAAAUCUUCAUCAUCAAUAAUCAAUAUUUGUGAUAAAAAGAAAUCUUUCAGCUCUAUUAAUGCUGAAUUUGUCGGUUUAAAUGCUACAUCAGUGACAAAGUAAGACAGAAAAACUAGAGAUGCCCAAUAUUAGCAUCAACAUCGCUAUCGGCCGAUGUUAGCUAUUUUAUCCGAUAAGUAAAACUGAGACGAUAUAAACAAACGAUGUUUAUUUUCAUCUUGUUGCAGUUUGUUUCUGGAGGGAGUUAGCCAUGCUAACAAAAAGCUAGUUACGCUAAACCUAAUGCGCUAUGAUAUCUUUAGAAUAUAUAUUAUGUUUAUAUCUUUUCCUGCCCAUCUUAUUUUGUUUCUUCAUGUAUCUUGCUAAAACUUAUUGAGGGAAAAAAGAGAGAACGCGAGGACAGGAAGUGAAACAGUUGCGUAAACUAUCUUCAUACACUUCAAAAUAAAAGCAUGAAUCUAAACGUCGAACUAUUCAAUAAUAAAAACUAAAAGUUAACAAAACAACUAAUAAACUUGGUGCUUUAAAAUGGAUCCAGAAAUAUUUAUUUAUUCGAAGCUAAGUAGGCUAAACGACUAAAAGUUAGCUAAAAAGCUAAGCUAAAAAUUAGCUCGGUUCUUGGCGAGUAAGCGGAUGUUAGCAUUUGAGAAAAUAUAUAAUACCGGUAAAUAUCAGUUAUCGGCUAUAGCAGCAAUACUAAUAUCGGAUAUCAAUAUCAACCAGAAUUUAUAAACAAAAACAUCAAAGUUUCUCUUCUGAAGGAUAUCUUAUUUUAAAAUUACAAUAGCUAUUGUUUAGAAUUAUGCUUAAAGAAUAAUUGUACUAAAUAAAUAUUAUAUUAGUACCUAUAAUUCAAAUCAAAUGUGCAAAACAUCUGGGAAAUUGCCGUCUAACAGAAAGAAAACGCGGGAAUAAAAGACACAUCUAUGGAAAACAGGCUAAACAAUGUUAUGUAGAGGAUAAUUUUUGGUUUUAGUUUUUUCCUUUUCUUUUAGGUAUUUAUUAAUUAAUAUCUGGGCAGAAAGCAGAGCAGAGGGAUCCGAACCCUGGACUGUCAGCUUCUGAUCUACAUGAUCUUUACGAUUUUGAGCCUUGACAUUUGAAGCCAUCGUCCGCAGAGAAACUCCAGUCGCUCUGGUUCAUUAGUUCAAUUGGCUGUGAAAUAUUUAACCGAUCAUGUUGAUGUUUGCUAACUGUGGCGGUGAAACCUUCCAAGUUUCUCAUAGAUUCAGACAGAACCACCUAGCAGCGGGACAAACUACCGAACAAACUCCCAGUAGGACAGAAACAGUCUCAGAUAAGCUACACAGCUCGAUAAUUACCUCUCAUCACUACGCAAUACAGCUGCUGCUCACUCAGCACCACCGGGGGGCGCUCUGGUCCGCUCAGAUCCCCGUCAGUCUUCUCAGAUCGUUUUUAUAGACAGGUCUCUGUUUCUCUAUCAUUACUGUACACCUCUGUGCUUUUGACAAUGAAGCUUAUUAUUUAAAGGAGGAAAUGAUCAGAAAUCUGUCAGUUAAUGACGCAUUAAAUCUUCUGCACUCCACCUAAAAUAUAACUUACUGUAUAAGUUUAAUUUUACCAUAACAAUUAAUUAAAACACUUUAUUUAAUAAUACAACAUACUGUUAUAUUAUGCUUAAGUUGGCCAUAUAUUACAUUUAAAAUAGUUUUCUAAAUCAAUCAAUUUUACAAAAAUACAACUUAUCUGGGCCUAGAAAAGAAAAAGAAUUUAAAAAUCCAGUUAGAUUAAAAAAAUCGAAUUUUUGUCACAAGUUGUCUCAAUAAAUGUAAUUAAAUGCAAAUAAUGAGUAUUAAACAGAGCUUAGUUUGAUCAGUUAAACUGUAGAAUGACUUCAAUCCAACAUUAUUCUGUCUACUGGCUAACUUCUUUAGAAUAAGCCAGUGGAAAAAAAUAUUUUAAAAAAUAACUUAAAAUCAGUUUUUGGUAAUUAUUUAAGAUAUUAAUUAGAAUGUUUAAAGUUUGUCACUCAAAAAAACACUUUGCAUUUCAUAUUUUGCUGAUUCAAAGAGCGUUUUUGUUUCUUUGAGCUUCUGUUGCUAAUUUAGCUAACAUAGUUAGCCAGUGCUAAUAUAAUUAGCUGAUGCUAUUUCAUAUUUACUGUUUCUGGAUAUUUCACUUGUAACCUAGAAAAAUAAAAUGUAUCAGAAACAAAACAAAAUAAAAAGUUUAAAAGUAGAGCAAAGAAACUGAAAGUGUUGUUUAGCUAGCCGUUACCUCGCUACGUCAGCUAGCUAGUGCUUUGAAAAACAAUGGAAAACGACGUCAUUGUUAAACAUUUAUAAGCCUGAUCUGAAAUAGAUUUCAGACAUAAUUUCAGUCGAUGCUUGGAAGCAGGAUUAUUGUUUUCAGGUGAAUCUCAGCUAACCUGAGUGAUUUUUAAACAGAUGCUAAUUAAACGUGGUUUUAUUCACAGUGCAUUAGACGUACUGCGUCAUUAACGGCUGAAGAUCUGGGAUUAAAACGAAUAAACGGAGCUCUACCCUGUCAGACCAGAUGGAUGUAAAAACCGGCCGUUUUAAACCUCCAGAUGUUGCAUGUCAGAGCAACUGGCAACCAAAGGACAGCGGCCAUUUUGGUCCUCCGAAACACCCAAACUUCCGCACUUAACGGCAACUAAGAGUCGUGGUAGAAAAAGUUUUUUAAAAACAGAACAAUAACAAAUCUACAGAUAUUAUCAGACAGAUGUAUUUAAACUACUAAGAUGUUGCUUUUUUUGCUUCUAAAUGUAAAUGAGUUUAAUCGAGGCGUGUGGGAGGUAGCACAUGGAUCCGCUGUUACUGUUUUCUACAGGACUGUGAAUCUGAUUCUCAGUGGACAGUAAAAAACAUUUUUUAUGCAAGUGAAGCCAGCGGCUCCGUCCUCACACUGAGCGACUCGAGAUUUUCCUCUCGGAUCUCACAACCAGAGCCGCCGCCGCCACGCUCACAUUCAGGCCUAACCAGGAUCUAUCAGGUAUAAAGACUUCCUUCUUUAGUCACUCAAAUGGAUGUUUUCUGUUGGUGUUUUCCCUUUGUAGCAGAGCAUUAACGGUUAAACCUCAGUGCAGUUUGCACACUGCAGAAAUAAAAUAUUCAUGUACACGCUAGCAGCAGGUAAAAAUAUAUAAAAUAGUAAUUUUGUGAGGGACAACUGGAUUACAGAAAAUACAAAAACAGGGCUGGGCAAUAUGAGAAAAUAUAAUAAAACCACAAGACCUCUGUAGGUGUACUGCAGCCACAUUUAAUACAGACUUUAGUGGAAAUUUAGUGACUUUAAUAGAUUUCGACUUUGUGUUUGUUACAAAUGAAGAAACUUUAUUGUGUGAUAUUGAUGACAUUGCAAUUUCAUAAUUUUCACCUUAAAGUGACCAGUUGGAGCUGGGUGUGUCAUUUAAAAAGAGAUUUCUAAAUGAAACUGAACAUUUUUAUACAUCAAAUCCAACAUUUCAUUCAUCUUUAUGAUGUGCAUCAAAAAAAGUGCUUUUAAUCUCUGUAAAAAGCACAAUCUGGUUAACUGCUUCUCAGUUUUUACUUUCACUUUCCUCCAAGCGUCAUAAAAAACAAACAUGAAUCUAAUCUGGUCACAUUUGGAUGAGACUUCAUAUUCAGAAGCCACCAAAAUGCUAACAACUAGCUAACAUUAUUGUCCAAAAUUAGACUUAAGCAAAGUGAAAUUGACCUAAAUUUUAUUUCAAAGGUGUUUUGUUCCUUUGUAAAAUCUGAAAAUAUAGCAACAAUUGGCAUUACCUAACACUUUGAAACUGUAACUUCAAGCCAGUCAAUGAACCCGUCUAGUUUGUAAUUAGUGGUAAAACCUUCCUAGAUAUUUGUUCAAGACAAAGCAGAUUAAAGUAAUAAGAAAUCUACAAAAAAAAAUAAUUUUAUAGCAUUAACUAAAAAAGUUAUAGCUAAUUUGGUCUUAGCCUAGGUAAGUUUUAGACUCUAAUAGUUGUCUUUUUGUGUAAAAUAUAAAUUUUAAAUACACAAUUACUUAGCUUCUAAAAAAGUAAAUAAAUGACAGAGUAUCUGCAGAUGCCAUAAGACAAACCAGAACCAUCUGAACCGGUCUGAACCGGUUCUGACUGGCUCCGUUUGUCAAAAUGGCCUGGCUGCUGAUUUUCAUGUUGUAUUCUUAGACUGAUCUCAUGAUUUAAAACUUGAAAUUGCAACACAAAUGGAUUAUUAAAUUAUAGAUACAUAUGUAAACACAAUAAAAAUGUACAAAUAUUUAUGAAUCAUAACUUGAGAGUUAUUAAAACUAUGAAAAGAAAAAGGAAUAAAAUAACGCUACGGUAAGUUCAAGCCUUUCUUUGUAAGAUUUUUGAUUUAUUUUUUAAUCCUUCAAUUAAAAACUUCCCAUGUUAUAAGUAUUAUUAAUAUAAUAUAAUAUCCCUGUAACCGAAUACCUCACUUUCUUGUCGUCUAAAUGGUUGUUUGAGAUGCUAACCCAUUGUUAGCUUGUUAGCUUCUAGCGAGCUAAAGCUAAUAAAUGUGAAGAUUUUAAAUUUAGAGACAUGUGCUAUGUUUAUUUAAAGCUUUAUUAGUUGUUGAUUUCCUGUAAAAUUAAGUUGUAUUAAUUGUGGCUCAGACAUCUUGUGUUUUUAAAAUAUAUUUUAAAAAUACUAUAUAUAAAAAGUAAAUGUUGCCCAGCUAGCAACACAAAGACAUUAACCCAGUUUGUCUUCCUGAAACUUCAGGAACAAACAUUUAAGUUUAGGAUGUGUUUUUGCAUAAAGUCUUGAUUUAUUUAAAGGUGCAGUUUUAAAAAAUGCCACGAUAAGCCUUUUAAUUUUUCCUUUUUAGCUGUUUUUGGUUUGGCUGAGGUCUCUUCAUUUAGCAACAGGUUGUUUUAAGCCAGGUAGUCGGAAACGAACCAGAUUGGUUCUGGUUCUGUUUAAGGAAUCCAGAGGGAAAAGUCGGAUCCACGUUUUUGUUUUUUGCUGUGAACUUUUUCCUUCUCUUCCAUUUUUAUUUUUAUCAUUUCCCAACAAAAUAAAUCCCAAACAAACGACUGCUAAAUUGUAACGAGUCAUUGCGAAGUGACGAUCUUCCUGCCUCCGAUCUUCGUAAAAUCCGACGUUUCCCUCUGAGUUUUUCCGCCUUAUUUUAUUUUUUACUCUCUAAAUAUUUUCAUGUUCAAACUGUGAAAAACAGCCAAACCUCAUCACCUACAUCAUCAUCUGGGCUCCAUUUUGUUUGUUUUGGGUAACUCUGCUUUUCUACAACAUGCCAAACUUUGUUUUCUUGUUUCUUUAGCUUAAGUUUGAAACUACUUGCUUUUUAAUAUUUUUUACUGUGUGAAUUUAAUGUUUAGUAUAAAUAAUAUACAGUAACUUUGACCACAAUAUGCCUAAUUAUAAAUCAAAUCAUUUAAACAUAAUCACUUAAUGAGAUUACUCCUUACUGUUGAUUCCUCAAAGUAUAUCAUAAUAUAUUGAAGCAGAAAAUGAAAUUUAGUGAAUGAACUUUAAUAUUGUACUUUUUGUUUGUUUUUUAAGGAGGUACCUGACGAGCUCUUAAUAGACGAACCUGAAAGGUUUUAUGUGAAGCUCUUAUGUUGCAUGUGUCUGUUGCUAAAGCAUAUUGGAAACAGGGGUGGGAGGGGGUUGUGUGUGAAGGCCAAAGGUCGAUUAGUUUAAGUAAAAAAAAUAAAAUGUGAAGAAGCUUCUUUCACGAUGACCACUAGAUCACUCACAGGUUGUUUCUCCUCCAGAGGAAAUAAAGCACUUUAAGUGUAAAGCU
This is a messenger RNA of Xiphophorus hellerii (green swordtail), 8801 nucleotides long. It is a transcript of the gene zbtb37, whose product is annotated as zinc finger and BTB domain containing 37. Bases 664 to 2232 code for a protein of 522 amino acids. The transcript is spliced from 4 exons. Gene Ontology annotation, biological process: regulation of transcription by RNA polymerase II. Gene Ontology annotation, molecular function: DNA-binding transcription factor activity, RNA polymerase II-specific; protein binding; RNA polymerase II cis-regulatory region sequence-specific DNA binding. NCBI's taxonomy places the organism in Eukaryota, Metazoa, Chordata, Actinopteri, Cyprinodontiformes, Poeciliidae. The record is from RefSeq and is a predicted model, not a curated record.